Molecule: messenger RNA, 934 nt
Organism: Panicum hallii
Lineage: Eukaryota; Viridiplantae; Streptophyta; Magnoliopsida; Poales; Poaceae
Product: thioredoxin-like 3-1, chloroplastic
Exons: 5
Coding region: 148-723 (191 amino acids)
Cellular component (GO): chloroplast stroma
Source: RefSeq, a predicted model, not a curated record
CUUCCGAUCUCACACACCGAUCAACACUCGCCUCCCGCCGCCACCUCGCGUUCCCCGAUUCCUCUGCUCCGCCGUCCACGCGAACGCCGAAGCCCCAUCUCUGAAUCCUGACCACCGCCGCAAGCCCGCAGGCGGAAGCGGACACCAAUGGCGCUCCUCGCGCCGAGCCCGCGCGCGCUCUGCGUGCGGGAGGUCGCGGCGGCGGCGGCGCCGCCCCCGCACUCGUCAGCCGCUUGCUCGAACGUCGGCGGCGGGGCGGCCGGGCGGGCCCUGUGGGUGUGGAACGGCGGCGGGAGGGGGAGGAGGAGGGAGCGCCGGGAGAGGGUCAGGGCGGAGGCCUACUUUUGGGACGUGUCCAAGCCGGUGGAGAUGGAGGAGAUCGACAGCAUGGAGAAGCUCGACGAGGCGCUCAGGUGGUCCGUCGAGAACAACCAGGCCGUCAUCAUCGACUGGAUGGCUAGUUGGUGUCGGAAAUGCAUUUACCUGAAGCCCAGACUGGAGAAGAUAGCAGGAGAAUAUCCAGGAGUCAGGUUUUACUUUGUUGAUGUCAAUAAAGUUCCACAAGCGGUGGUAAAAAGAGGAAAUAUAACCCUGACUCUUUUAUCUUUCUCUGUGCUGGGCAUGCGGCUUUUCCAUUGGCCUGUACGUGUACCUUCAGAAAAUGCCCACAAUUCAGUUAUGGAAGGAUGGAGAAUGGAAAGCAGAGGUAAUAGGAGGCCAUAAAGCUUGGCUUGUGAUGGAUGAGGUUAGAGAAAUGAUCCAGAAGAACAAAUAACUAAACACCCAAGCAGUGCAAUUGAUAUUGUACUGCAAAAUGUAUAUAUAGAGAGAUGUCAGCUGACCUCUUCAUAUGCUAAGUCAGCAAUCAAAUCAAUAAAUCUAUAUUUCAGCUCCUUAUCACAGCAGAGCUGGUCAACACUGUUUUGAUCUCCAA